Meriones unguiculatus (Mongolian gerbil) is the source of this 722-nucleotide messenger RNA. RefSeq names its product lysozyme like 4 (gene Lyzl4). Bases 112 to 549 code for a protein of 145 amino acids. Gene Ontology annotation, biological process: fusion of sperm to egg plasma membrane involved in single fertilization. Lineage: Eukaryota; Metazoa; Chordata; Mammalia; Rodentia; Muridae. The transcript has 4 exons. Gene Ontology annotation, cellular component: sperm flagellum; acrosomal vesicle. Gene Ontology annotation, molecular function: lysozyme activity. The record is from RefSeq and is a predicted model, not a curated record.
GUGCCUCUCUCUCCCCAGGAAGCCCAGUGUCCCUGUGGCCUUGGCAGGAGCUGCCUGACACUGUCCGCUCAGCCGGCACCCACAGUGCUGAGGCACCGGAGCCUGGAGAAGAUGCAGCUGUACCUGGUGCUGCUCCUCAUCAGCUGCUUGCUCACUCCUAUCGGGGCCUCCAUCUUGGGGCGCUGCGUGGUGGCUAAGCGGCUCCACGAUGGGGGCCUGGAUUAUUUUGAGGGCUACAGCCUUGAAAACUGGGUGUGCCUGGCUUAUUUUGAGAGCAAGUUCAACCCCUCGGCGGUCUAUGAGAACACACAAGGUGGCUACACUGGCUUCGGCCUCUUUCAGAUCCGCAACAGUGAAUGGUGUGACCACGGCAAGAACCUCUGUGCUGUGUCCUGCUCUGCUCUACUGAAUCCAAACUUAAAGGAUACGAUCGCGUGUGCCAAGAAAAUCGUGAAAGGAAAAAAAGGGAUGGGAGCAUGGCCCAUCUGGUCCAAGAACUGCCAGCUGUCGGACACUCUGGACCGUUGGCUGGAUGGCUGUAAUCUGUAGGCGCCCGAGGGGACCUGCCGCACUUGCCAGCUGUGUCUUGGGACUGAAGAUGCUUUCCUGUUUGCUGCUUCAGUCUGUGCUGUUAUCUCACCGCUGACAGCUCCAGAUGGAAAAGGACAAAAGUCCACUUCAUCCAGGGAUGUGGGUGCAGAAUAAACCAGCUAGUUUUUCAG